Tricharina praecox is the source of this 1575-nucleotide messenger RNA. RefSeq lists its product as uncharacterized. The coding region runs from base 314 to 1141 and encodes 275 amino acids. The record is from RefSeq and is a predicted model, not a curated record. The transcript has 4 exons. Gene Ontology annotation, cellular component: membrane. NCBI's taxonomy places the organism in Eukaryota, Fungi, Ascomycota, Pezizomycetes, Pezizales, Pyronemataceae.
GUUCGAAAAAACUGCGCUGGGCGACUCCACAGCAUAGGUACGGUAACUAUGGGUGGUUAGGAGGUCAGCACUUUCUUACAUAGAUAUGGCCGCAGCUCUCUGCCUUACAUACAGAGUUAUCCAUCUCAUCGGUUGGCACCGCCUCUGAGUCUUCGUCACUUUACAUAUCAGCUACAGUCUUCAGACGACACUGCCAUCCUGACGCUCGCGAGGGUAAGGUGCCAUAUCUGAGUAUAUAUCUAGAGGACCUUGCUCCCGGUUUGCGGCGUCCAUCUAACUACCACCUCCAUACCCCCGACACUGCGCCGUCGCGAUGUCGAAAUUCUACCGCCUCUUCCACGUCACGCAGCCGUUCGAUGUUACGAACCGCUUCCAGACGUCGUACGUGCUGCCGCCGGGCGUGCUCGCGUGCGUGCGCCUCCUGAUCUGCGUCUACAUCUUCACCACCAAUGUCUACCGAUUGGUGCGCGCGCGUGUUGCUGGCGAUACCACGCAGAUCGAGCAGCAUUGGAGCUUUUUCACCAAUAUCACUUACUGGUCAAUGGGGUUCUAUUUCUUGUUUGCGGGGUUCCAUGGACUCGUCUACUCCAGGAGGGGGAUUGCGCCGUUGCAGACUUGGCCGAGGAUCCUCCAGCUGUUCCAUGGUGUUUUGUGGACUACUAUGUGUAGUUAUUCCCUCGUAGUUACUAUCGUUUAUUGGGGUUUGCUCGCCGAUGCGUCGUCGUUCGCGAAUACAUACACCUCGUGGUCCAACAUCUCCGUGCACAUGAUGAACACUGGAUUCUCGCUCUUCGAGAUCUUCAUUAGCCGAGUCGAGCGGCCCCCGUGGAUCCACCUGGUCUUCAACGUCCUCUUCCUAGCGUGCUACUUGGGCUUGGCCUAUGUUACGCACGCCACGCAGAACUUCUACACGUACGACUUCCUCGAUCCCACCAAUGGCGCCGGCUCGUUGGUGGGGUACAUCUUUGGCAUCUUCGUGGCCAGCUGCGUUCUCUUCCUCGUCGUGUGGCUGUUGGUUUGGUUCCGCGAAUGGUUCUCGACUCGCGUGCUGCGCCUGGAGGGGAAGUUGGCACGCAAUCACAUGGCCGGCGAAAGGGUGAACUACAAGGAGGGGACUCGGAUGACGGAAAACAUGGCAUAGGGCGGAGAGUGGAGGGCUUCUUUUUGGUUCCUGGUUUCAGCGGUAUUGUUUUGAGUAGGGGCUUUGGUGGUGUUGUUCUGGUUAUGGGCUUUGGUGGUAUAUAUUGUUCGUUGCUGUCUGUACAUUGUAUCUCCCACUUACUUACUCUAAUGAUUAUGGGCGGAUGUACGGGUCGUUUUCAGGGCUUUUUUUACCCUUGCGAGCAAAGUCAACGGAUCUAGGUACUCUACUUCUCUACUUUAUUGCCAUGCUUACUCCGUACUGGUUCGUUUGUGUUUUUCUCUCGAGCGGGGUAAAUGUAAUUAUUCCGCGGCAUUUUGGGCCGAUGAAGGCCAAUGGUCUGGUGGAAAGCGACCACGGGCACGCACGGACAGUUGUCGUCACAUGCCCCACAGGGCUGGCUACUUAUGCUGGCCUUCCCCGCAAAAUAAGGC